Molecule: messenger RNA, 1774 nt
Organism: Daphnia magna
Lineage: Eukaryota; Metazoa; Arthropoda; Branchiopoda; Diplostraca; Daphniidae
Exons: 5
Coding region: 43-1431 (462 amino acids)
Source: RefSeq, a predicted model, not a curated record
GUGAUACAGUUCCAAUCUUUCAGUACGUCUUGACCCAGUAAAAUGAUGGUGAAACAGGGUUUCCUACUUCUUUUUUUUAUAUCAGUUGCCAUGACAAUGGAGAUCCCAGCCAUGCAGUGUGAACGAGAUUCCGACUGCCAAAAUGCAGGAGGGUCUUAUUACUGUCUGUUUUCGAUGUGUGAAACUUGCAUUCCAUGUGAGCAAAUGUUCAAUCGUCGCCCACCAUUGACUGCUAGUGGCCGGCCUGGGUGUGCCAAAAUGGAAGUCGAUUGUGGCGUGUGCCUUCCUGGGUAUCAGUCAGAAGAUUUGACGGGCCAAAGAUACUCUAUUAAGUGUUACCCAGUAACCACUGAGCGGGAAUAUCAAGAACCUGUUGACGUGCUCUCUCGCUCUACAGAGACAUCUAUCGGUGUCAUAUUGACACUUAUCAUAAUCUCCACUAUUAUUCUCGUUGCUGGCAGUUGUUUUGUUUACAGCAAACGUCAUCGGGCAGUGACGACUGACUCGACUGAAGGAAAUACACAAGAUGAAAACAGAAAGCUCGUUGAUCGCCUUCCCCCGCCUUAUGAAGAACCGGAAGAGGUCUGCGGAGUUGCCCGUACAUCCGCGCAAAUACACACUCGAGUGAUGGUAGAGCCGGAUUUUCUCAAUCAAGCCACGCCAAUCAAUCAUUAUCAUCGUCCCCCGCGGAUGGAUUCAUCCGACAUGGAUGAAGAAAACGGAAUUCUCAAUGGACCUGAAAGGCGCGAAUCUCAGCCGGUAUCCGAUGAUGGAAACGGAUCGACUGAAACCAUUCCCUCACUUUGGGAACCAAAUUCCACUUUGGAUCUUCGGAUAGAUGCAUCCGACGAUCCUGAACCAAACUCACGAAUGGAAACUCAAAACGGACUAGUCAGAAGUCAAUCUCUGGAAUUAAUAGCUCGCCAUCCAUCACCUCAUAGGCAAUUGACUAUGAGUAGAAGUGACCCUAUGCUCCCAACUCAAUCCAGGAGAAGACAUUCCAGCGGCAGUGAAAGCUACGCUCACCGCCACGUGCGACUCUCGAUGCACCGUCUUCCGGUCGUACCUGUUGCGUCACCUGCCAAUGAAAACUCACCUGUCGAUACGUCUGAGGGUUUGCCGCCUUAUUCCGCCUCAACUGACCAGUGCCAAGAAGACUGCGAGCCAAAUGAACCGCAGGCUUUCCUUUUCGACGAUUCUCAGAUUUCUAGCCCUGGCACCUCAUACGAAAAUGGCUUUCAUUCAUCAAUACUCUCAUUCACCGGAUCUCUUUUUGGUCAUCACAUUUCGUCAUCGACACCUACCUCAAGUGAAACUGGUCGAGGAUCUCAAGAUUCCGGUUUCUUUGACCGAUCGCGAAGACGUCCAGCUGACGAUGAAUUCAGCUUCGGGGUUGCCUUAUUUGUGAAACGACCUCGUGAGUUUCAAUGAAAUUUGCCUUGUUCACGUGUCAUCCUGUUACGUAGUACCUUAGAUGGAUUAUUAAGCCAUAGAUAGUAUUGUAAAAAUAAGUGCAUUUUUUUUCAGACAAUGUAGCUUGUUCCGACUAUUCAAACAGGAUCGUAUUAUUAAGAUAACAUCGGUUUGCUCCAAUUUAUUCUAGUUAUCCGAUUCUUUUUUUUAUUGGUUAAUCAGUAACUGGAGUUUUACCUUUGAUUUCUCACGGAUUUUGUUGUAUAUAUUGAAUGAUAAUCAAUAAGGAAAUCGUGUUUACCUGAAUAUGAUGUUUUCCUCUUUUCCAUUAUGAUGAAAAUGAAUAAAACGUUACGAACGA